Adineta ricciae is the source of this 279-nucleotide messenger RNA. The record is from the annotation of a GenBank genome assembly. NCBI's taxonomy places the organism in Eukaryota, Metazoa, Rotifera, Eurotatoria, Adinetida, Adinetidae.
AUGAUAUCUGAAGUAACACGUUCUCGUUUUAAUCAACUUUAUGAAGAAUAUAACCAAACACUUUUAUGUCCGUGUUCGAAAGCAACAAUACCUUUGAGAGAUUUUGUUAACAGUACUGUUACACUUCAUUCACUCUGCUCAAGUGUUUUCAUCAGUAAACAAUGGAUUGAAGCACUGUAUUCGCCAAUAGCAAAUCGAUAUCAACUGAAUGACUUCCGAAAAACAGCCAGUUAUGUUAAAGAAUAUUCUCAACAGGCUAUAAUCUUUGAUUUGAUCUGA